GCCAGUAAUCGUGAGAGGCUUCAGGACGAGCUGGAGGAGGCAAAAACAAAGCUCGCAGAAAAACCAAGAGUAACGGAACAUGGCAGCUCGUGAACAAAGGUGGCUUCUGCGAAGUAUGCGUCUACAUCAAGGCACGUGUGCGUACAUCAAAGCAUGUGCUGAGGGGUAUCGCUUCAACUUUGUCACCUUUAGAGCUCCCUGCGAUGCUUGUUUUUUCCUUGUUCUUCUAAAGCAUUGCCUGUGGUGCCUGGAGCAGCCCACCUGUCCUUUAGGUAAACGGUGCCAUCAUUUACCCCGUAAAUGGUUCAGGUUUCCUCCAGAAAAGGAUGAAUUCGUUUGGGAAACUGAUGCGGACCCGUUCAGACCGGUGAUUGACAUUCUGCACCACGCUGACAUGUUCUCCCCAGAUGGAAUGUGGCUAGAUUCCAUCCAGAACUCUGUCUAUGAUCUUCCUGCAGGACUUCAGCUGAUCACCCGUAUCUUUCAUGUGCGUAGGGCUAUUACCCUUGUCCAAUCGUUUGGAGUUCCUGCCCGCUCGCUGGGUGCUCCGAGAACUCACAGUUUUCUGUUCACGGACUUCGUCAUGCAAAGCACCUUUGUAACGUACUACACCAUCACCUUCUGUGGCUAUGUUCUAUGGACAACUGAACCAGCGAAACAUCGUGAUUGGAAUUGUCGUCCUAUCCUUAGUCGCAAAUGUCACACAAUCGGAACAGACUCAAUGGUAUUCUCAUCAAGACCUCACGGUGGUGGUUUGAGGUUUCACGAUGAGGUGUGGUCUUCACUGAAGUCUCACAGUUCUAUAUCUGCUCCCCUGCCGCACUGGAUCAGACGACUAUCACCCAUUCCAUAGUUAAGCUACUUUGCCCUGGACUGCAUCAACUUUCAUUUGCUUUUAUUUUCUUAUGUUUUCACAUUUGUUAGUUACUUGUACAAUCACGACUGAGAAUGACCUUGGUGGUGAGUCCACUGUCGCUCCACUGGUAAGCAGAGUGGGAAUUUGACAUACAAUUUGGUUGCUGUCAGGGUUUUUCGCCCACUCCUAGUUCAUCAUGUUGUGAUUAGGCUUAUCCGUUGAUGCUUUGAGGGUGGGUGAUGAUGUCGAUUUUGGUCGAUUUUUGUUUUUUGUUUUUUUUUUGUUUUCGAUUUUGCUCGAUUUUUUGCUAAGAUUUUUGUCUUAUUUAGAUUUUUUGUCUAUGUUUCUUUUUUUAGUUAUAAAUAUAUAAAUAAAUAAAAUCAUUUUUGUGUUAUGUGACAUGUAUGUUUGUAAUGGGUUAAAAUAGAAGUAAGCAUAGAGUGUGAGACUAAUUAAUAAGGGAGUGAUGGAUCUAAUCCACCUUAUCUAGCGUGUGACCUAAUAAUUAGUAUAGUAUAUUUAAUCAAACUCAUGUAACCUAUUUACUCCAAGUAUAAUUAAAAUAAUAAUAAUAAUCAGUUACUAAUAAAUAAA
Silurus meridionalis is the source of this 1450-nucleotide messenger RNA. RefSeq lists its product as uncharacterized. The coding region runs from base 80 to 853 and encodes 257 amino acids. The record is from RefSeq and is a predicted model, not a curated record. The transcript is spliced from 2 exons. NCBI's taxonomy places the organism in Eukaryota, Metazoa, Chordata, Actinopteri, Siluriformes, Siluridae.